AUGGCUAGGAGUUCAACUCAAUACGAUUACCUUAUUAAGCUUCUUAUCAUAGGUGACUCAGGAGUAGGAAAAACCUGUUUCCUUCUUCGUUUUUCAGACGACAAUUUCACAGCAUCCCACCUCACCACUAUAGGAAUCGACUUCAAAUUGAAAACAAUCGAUAUCGAAGGGAAAACCAUCAAACUACAAAUCUGGGACACAGCAGGCCAAGAACGUUUUAGAACAAUCACGCAAACUUACUAUAAAGGAGCUAUGGGGAUCAUUCUCGCAUAUGACUGUACUGAAGAAAAGUCAUUCAACAACAUCAGAAACUGGGUUCAACAAAUCAAAAUGCAUGCCAACGAAAAUGUAGCUAAGGUCCUCAUAGGAAACAAAUGCGACAGACCUGAUAAAAAAAUAUCGACAGAACAAGGACAAGCCUUAGCAAAUGAACUUGGCAUCCAGUUUUUUGAAACGAGUGCGAAAACUAACAUCAACGUAAAUGAAACUUUCCUUCACAUUGCGAAGGAAAUUAAAGAUAAAAGGCUCGGAGAGGCUGCAGGAGCAGCAAACAGCGUGAAGGUCACAAAAGCACCAGCUGGAACCAAAAAGAAGGGUUGCUGUUAA
Molecule: messenger RNA, 606 nt
Organism: Blepharisma stoltei
Lineage: Eukaryota; Ciliophora; Heterotrichea; Heterotrichida; Blepharismidae
Source: the annotation of a GenBank genome assembly